Nerophis lumbriciformis (worm pipefish) is the source of this 5137-nucleotide messenger RNA. It is a transcript of the gene atpsckmt, whose product is annotated as fATP synthase c subunit lysine N-methyltransferase. The record is from RefSeq and is a predicted model, not a curated record. NCBI's taxonomy places the organism in Eukaryota, Metazoa, Chordata, Actinopteri, Syngnathiformes, Syngnathidae. Gene Ontology annotation, cellular component: mitochondrion. Gene Ontology annotation, biological process: positive regulation of proton-transporting ATP synthase activity, rotational mechanism; peptidyl-lysine trimethylation; regulation of mitochondrial ATP synthesis coupled proton transport. Gene Ontology annotation, molecular function: protein-lysine N-methyltransferase activity.
GGAAGAGCUGGACGAAGUGGCUGGGGAGAGGGAAGUCUGGGCUUCUCUGCUUAGGCUGCUGCCCCCGCGACCCGACCUCGGAUAAGCGGAAGAAGAUGGAUGGAUGGAUGGAUGGAAUGAUUUUGGCGGUGCACUCAAAGGUCAAAACAACCCAGUUAUUAAAAAGUGCACGCCGAGCAUUUUAACAUAAUAUAAUUAUGUUUUAAAAGCCGGAUAAAUUAUCUGUUUUUAUGUAUUAGUUGGAAGCUUAUCGUGUCGAAAAAUGACAUUUUUAAUAAAACGAUUACAAGUCGUGUUUCUUCCCCAAAUGGCAGGGCGGAAAUGUCUGCGAGGGGGCGGAACUUGUGUCAAGUCGGAAUGAUUUUGGCGGUGCACGCAAAGGUAAAAACAACCCAGUUAUUAAAAAGUACGCGCUGUGCAUUUUAAUAUCAUAUAAUUAUGUUUUAAAAGUCGGCUAAAUCCUCAAUUUUUAUGUAAUGGUUGAAAGUACAUCAUGUCGAAAAAUUACCUUUUUUUAUUUUAUUUUAUAAACCUUUAUAUUAUUAAACAAUUGAGAAAUAAUACUCACAAUAAGUACAAAAACAGUACAAAACAGCACAAGGGGGUUGUAAACUCAAUAAAGUAACUAAAAGCUUCUGCGAGGGGCGGAACUUGUGUCUAGCCGGAAUGAUUUUGGCGGUGCACUCAAAGGUCAAAACAACCCAGUUAUUAAAAAGCGUGCGCCGUGCAUUUUAACAUCAUAUAAUUAUGUUUUAAAAGAUGACUAAAUUCUCAGUUUUUAUGUUUUAGUUGAAAGUCUGUCAUGUCGGAAAAUGACCUUUUUCCGGAGUCGUCGGGCCAGCGUGUGACGGAGAGGAGCAGCAGCCGGCUGGGAGUGAUGGUGACCGGGCUGCUGGGCGGAUCACUGCUCGCUGUGUACGCGCUCACUACACCCUUCCUGGCCCCGGCCUGGAGGAAAGUCUGCCUACCGUUUGUCCCUGCGACCCCCGCACAAGUGCAGAAUGUCCUCCGUGCACUGCGGGCCAGGUCGGGCACUCUGGUGGACAUUGGCAGUGGAGAUGGAAGGAUCGUGAUCGCAGCAGCAAGGCGUGGAUUUCAGGCAUCGGGCUUUGAGUUGAACCCCUGGCUGGUGUGGUACUCUCGCUACAAGGCCUGGAGGGAAGGAGUACACCACUCCACCGCCUUUCACAUCUCAGACUUAUGGAAGGUCAGCUUUGCACAAUACUCCAAUGUUGUCAUAUUUGGAGUGCCUCAAAUGAUGGACCAACUGGAGCUGAAGCUGGAGAAGGAGUUACCCAGAUGCGCUAAGGUGGUGGCCUGCAGAUUCCCCUUCCCCAACUGGGUCCCUGAACACACCGCCGGGGAGGGCAUAGACACCGUGUGGGUGUAUGAAGCCGGGUCCUUUAAGUCUCACACGGCCGAGGAACACGACGUCACACUUUUGAAAGGACAGAAAAUGAAAGUGAAGUGAAGGACCAGCAGUUGAUGAACAAGAGAGGACCUAAGAUGGAGCCUUGAGGAACACCACUAAUGUAACUGACUGCAUGUGAAGUAAACACGUAAGUUCCAUACAUCACAUUGUUUGAAACAUUUCAAAAGGAGAGGACUUAAAGGUGUGCCUUGAGGAACGCCUCAGUUACGUCAAUCCCAAGUUUGGACCCCAGGGUUCUACGUUGGCUAGCAAGUUUCAAAUGUUUGAUCAUUUUCAUUUUCAAAACCAAUACAAGAUACACAUUUUUUUUUGAACCAUUAGGGCUCCCCUCAAGUUGCUAGGUCUUACUAUAACAUUUUUCAAAAUAAGCUUAAAUCUCUAGAUCAGCGGUGUCCACAUUUUUUUCCAGUGAGGGGCCCCGUAAAUAAAAAUUGAAGGACGCAGGGCCCACUUUGAUACAUUUUGUACAAUAAAAAAACUAGAAGGAAUGCGAAUCAAUCAAUAUAUGCUAAACUAUCUCAACACAGCUUCGUUUUAUCAGUAACAAAUCAUAUUCGACAAAUUAUGCCCUAAAUUUAACAUUUUCAACCAUAAAAAUGGCUAAAUCAAGUAAAAAUAGCGAUUCUACAGUAGCAUUGGCCACUAGAUGAUCAUUUUAAAGCCAAAUGUACAUGAAACAUGCUAACUGUUAGCAUGCAUACACUUUUUUGAUUGAUUGAUUGAGACUUUUAUUAGUAGAUUGCACAGUACAGUACAUAUUCCGUACAAUUGACCACUAAAUGGUAACACGUUAAUCCACGUUAAUCAACUUCAUAGUCAUAACUUGAUACUUGACGCAUUCGAGCUGUUAGCAUGCCAACGUUAGCAUUUAAGUUCGGCUCCACAUUUCAAUUUGACUAGAAAUGGCAUAUUCUAGUUUUUUUUUUGUAUUGUUGUAAUGUUUAUUUUGUCUUUAAAAUGUGUCGUCGACCAAUUAAAAACCCCGCACUUUGGACACCUUUGCUCUAGAUCGACUUUAAAACUGUCUGUGGAUAUAAAUGAGUAUUUAUUUUUUGACUGUUUGAAGCCCUUUUUGUUACAGAAAACCGUUUUUUUUAAUGGCAAAAACACAAAAUAUGCAACAUUUCACCCUCCUCCAAAGUUUUAAAAGUGAAAUAAUUGAUGUGAAGUAAUUUGAGCAGUAAAUAGCUCAAAAAUUGUUAUUUUUUUCUUUGAUUCAUUAUUUUUGAGCAAUAACAGUUAAAAAAAAAAAAUCAUAAUAAAAUCCUCAAGGAUACAAAAGUGUUAAAAAUGAGUCGUACAUUAUUUAAAUUUGUAUUUACGUCAAAACCCUUAUAUCUCGAGAUCAACUUCAACGUCUACCUGUCGAUUAUAAACCUUUUUAUUGUUGUUUAAAUGUUUUUUGUUUGUUUGUUUAAUGCCAUUUUUUCAUGGAGAAUCUUGUUUUUUUAUGGCAAAAAAAUAUUUCAAAUUGAAAAUAUUUGGAGCCUAAUUCAUAACGACGUUGAUUUUGACAGUUUAAUCUAUAAUCAACGGUCAAUUUUUUAAUAGUCUUUUUUUAUUUAUGAACAUUUAAAAAACAGAACAUAUUUAGUUUAUUUGAAUUUUAUUUUGAAAUGAAAUUGGGUCUUUUUUUUCUGGCUUUAAAGCGGAGGUGUCAAAGUGGUUUUCACUGAGGGCCACAUGGCAGUUAUGUUUGGCCCCGCCUCUAACACUCAAUACUAUUAUUACACCAUUUUUUAAUGCAUUUUAUUAGUAGAUUUUUUUCAAACUAAAAUGUGAAAAAAAAAAUGGUACGUUGCAAUAAUUUCACUUCAAAAUGUAGUGUAUAUUACUGUAAAUGGAAAAAGAGUACUGCUGUUUUUAUGGUAAUGUUACUGUAAAAUGUACAUUUGGUUUUUUUACUGCAAAUUAAAAAAAAUGCAAUUUUACAGUAAAAUGUUUUUAUUUUCAACAACUAUAUAUUUUUGGGGUGUAUUACUGUAAAUGCCAAAAUAGCACCAUAGUUUAUUACAGUAAAAAAAAGUAGUUUUUUUCAUUUAGAGAAAAAUGCUGUAAAAACCACAGUAAAUUUCACAAUUUGACCAUAAAAUCUAUUGCUACUUUUACAUUGCACAAUUUGAUGGAUAAUUUGCUUUGAAAUCAUUAUUAUUAGUAUUUAUUCCUAUUUAAAAAAUUGUUUGAAUGUUUGAUCAUAUAUUUUUGCAUAAUUAGACAAUAUUUAAGUUAAAGUACAUAUAUUUCCCCCCCCCCAAAAUAGACAGAAAGAAUACAUUUAGUAAGAAAAGUUACAGUACUUUAUUGAUACAUAUUAUUUCCAGGGCCACACAAAAUGAAGUGGCGGGCCACAUCUGGCCCCCGGGCCUUGAGUUUGACACCUGUGACCUAGAUGAAGAACGCACAUAGACACAUUUAAUGCAAUGUGAUAGAUAAAAAGAAAGUUUGUUGGAAACAAACUAAAUAGUAAAAAUGAGGUUUGCAGAGUGCAGUUUCUGGAAAGGCAGAUCGAUAUCUCAAAGUAAAGUGAAACCAAAACCCAACAACUCUACUAAGUCUAAGUCUUUCAAUGAAUGGCAUUUUUGCCAUUUUAUAAAACUGUAAUAUUAACAAAUAAAACCUUCAACAUGAUUUUCAAGAUUGGUGAUGCAAAGGUGAAAGUUUCCUUAUGUCCAGACUCUAGGGACAACCUGUAGAAAGCAAAAUCUAAUUGGACACGCUUAGCUUUGAAACAUGUGUAACGAUGACAUCAGCGUUCUAAAUAAACAAUUUAUUCCUAAGAACUGGUGUCUGGUCUGUAAGGGAGCCUACCUGGAAAGGACAGGACUUGUGGCUAUUUUGGACGAAUCCAAUUAUGUCUCCGCUAAUUCACACGGUUUUAACGGUCUGUGAAGCAAAGGGGAGGAUUACCACAUUAUUACCUCCAACCUUUUUAAAGAACGUUAAAUAUUUUCCAGCUUUAUCAAUCCAAAUCACAAUAAUCAAAUCAUUUUCAUCAUAAGACCUUCUGGAGGAAAGUUCUGUGGUCAGAUGAAACAAAAAGUGAGCUGUUGGGCCACAAUACCCAGCAAUAUGUUUGGUGAGGCCUUUAAUCCCAGGAACACCAUGCCUACCGUCAAGCUUGGUGGUGGUAGUAUUAUGCUCUGGGCCUGUUUUGCUGCCAAUGGAACUGCUGCUUUAAAUGGGACAAUGAAAAAGGAGGAUUAGCUCCAAAUUGUUCAGGACAAGCUAAAAUCAUCAGCCCGGAGUUUGGGUCUUGGGCGCAGUUGGGUGUUCCAACAGGACAAUGACCCCAAAAGUGGUAAAGGAAUGGCUAAAUCAGGCUAGAAUGAAGGUUUUAGAAUGGCCUUCCCAAAGUCCUGACUUAAACGUGUGGACAAUGCUGAAGAAACAAGUCCAUGUAAGAAAAGCAACACAUUUAGCUGAACUGCACCAAUUUUGUCAAAAAUUCAAGCUUGCCAGAAGCUUACUAAAAGCGCCUUAUUGCAGGUAAACUUGCCAAGGGACAUGUAAGCAAAUAUUAACAUUGCUGUAUGUAUACUUUUGACCCUCACAUUUUCAGUAGACCCAUAAUAAAUUCAUAAAAGAAGCAAACUUCAUGAAUGUUUUUUGUGACCAACAAGUAUGUGCUCCAAUCACUACAUCACAAAAACAUAAGAGUUGUAGAAAUGAUUGGAAACUCAAGACAGCCAUGACAUGAUGUUCUUU